UAAAUGUAUUUGGAUCUGCAACUUCUGAAGGGCCUCACGUGAGCAACAAGCUGUUUGGUGUCGGUGAGCCCCACGAGUUAUUAUUCAUCUAGGGAAACGAUAAGCAAAGUCAGGAGACUCCAUUUCACCAAUUUUAGAGAGAGAGAGAGAGUGUUCACGAAUUGAAUUCCCUCUCCCUCUGUUUUCUGCCCUUCAAUUCAUUGAGUUUUCAGUUUCUUCUGCUAAAAACGACAGUAAGUAGAUGAACACCCAUAUAGUUUGUCAUCACUACUGGUCUACUACUACUACUCUAUUCUAUAGAGUCAGUUGCGAUAAUGACAUUAAAUGGCGCCAUUCCUCGGGGUUUUUCCGGACCCAUUGAUUGAAAUUGUUUUUCAGAUCUGGUAGAAAAAAGGGAAUGACGGAAAAGGAAACAUCUUUUCAGAUCCGUUUUUCGAUUUCUUCAUCAUGAUCCCCCAAUGCCCUUCAUUCAACUCAUCAAUCAACGAUCACCCUCCUCCCUGGCCAUUGAAUCAAUCCAACACCCAGAAAGAGAGAGAGAGAGAGUGAGAUAGGAGAGAGAGAACCAAAUCAAAAAUCUCUUUUCUCUCUCCUCACAAUGGGUCCAAAACCAAAACCCUGUUCUUUCUUCCACCUCUUUAUCUUUUGUUCCCUAUGCUUUCCCCUCAUUGCAUCAGACGAUUUUCAAGCCCUAUCAGCCCUAAAAUCCUCAAUCGACCCAUCAAACACCUUACAAUGGACAGGCCCCGACGUUUGCAACUGGGAAGGAAUCAAGCAGUGCAUCAACGGGAGAGUCACAAAACUAGUCCUCGAACACCUAAACCUAACCGGCCAACUACACGAAACGAUUCUAAACCAAUUAGACCAGCUCCGAGUCCUCAGCUUCAAAUCCAACUCCUUAUCCGGCGGAAUCCCCUCCCUCUCCGGUUUAAAAAACCUCAAGUCCAUAUUCCUCAGCCAAAACAACUUCUCCGGCGACUUCCCCGCCUCCCUGUCCUUCCUCCACCGUCUCAAGAUCAUCGUCUUGUCGGAAAACCAAAUCUCCGGCGAUAUCCCGCCCUCUCUUUUGAAUCUCCCCAGGCUUUACCUCCUUUACCUGCAAGAUAACCGGUUUAGUGGAGAAAUCCCGCCUUUCAACCAGACCAGUCUCAGGUUCUUCAACGUGUCGAAUAAUCUACUCUCCGGCGAUAUCCCGGUCACCCCCGCUCUGGUCAGGUUCAAUUCGUCGUCGUUUUUCAGUAACAUCGCUCUAUGUGGAGUCCAGAUUGGUGUACCCUGUAAUGUGACUAAUGGGCCUCCGCCAUCUACGAUUCCCGCGGCCAAUCCGAAGCUGGGAAAGCGUAAACGGCGGUGGAAAAUCAUUGCAAUAAUCUGCGGAAGCGUUGGUGGGUUUGUUCUGAUUUUAGUCUGUUCAUUGGUGCUCUGUUUGGUCUGUAAAAAAAGAAACAAAAGCGAGACUAGGGAAGGAAGAGGGAAGGCGGCGGCCAGGGGCGGAGAGGAGGAGGGGGAAGCGAGUGGCGGAGGAGGAGGAGGAGGAGGAGGAGGAGGAGGAGGGAAUAAUAACAAUAACAACAAUGAUAACGACAACGGUGGUGAAAAGAAAGGGGGGUAUGCGUGGGAAGGGGAGGGGUUGGGGAGGCUGGUGUUCUGUGGGCCAGGGGACCAGCAGAUGAGUUACAGCCUGGAGGAUUUGCUGAAGGCGUCAGCGGAGACGCUGGGGAGGGGGACGGUGGGGAGCACGUACAAGGCGGUGAUGGAGUCGGGGUUUAUCGUGACGGUGAAAAGGCUGAAGGAUUCGAGGUACCCGGUAAGGGUAGAGGAGUUCAGGCGGCACAUGGAGGUGCUGGGGCGGCUCAGCCACCCGAAUCUUGUUCCCAUCAGGGCUUAUUUUCAGACCAAGGAGGAGCGGCUGCUUGUUUACGAUUAUUUUCCUAACGGCAGCCUUUUCUCUCUCAUCCACGGAACAAGAGCUAACGGAGGUGGAAAACCUCUCCACUGGACCUCAUGCCUCAAAAUAGCAGAGGACUUGGCCACAGGACUACUCUACAUCCACCAAAACCCAGGUCUAACCCAUGGAAACAUAAAAUCCUCGAACGUACUAUUAGGAUCCGACUUUGAAUCCUGUCUCACGGAUUACGGGCUAAACCCAUUUAAAAACCCGGAUACCCACGAGGAAUCCAGCGCCUCCUCCCUCUUCUAUAGGGCCCCAGAAUGUCGCGACAUCCGAAAACCUCCCACUCAACAAUCUGACGUCUACAGCUUCGGUGUUCUCCUUUUAGAGCUCCUAACGGGUAAAACACCAUUCCAAGACCUUGUUUUGGAGCACGGGUCGGAUAUCCCCUUGUGGGUUCGGUCAGUACGCGAAGAAGAGACUGAAUCAGGUGAUAGUAAUGACGCUUCCGAGGAGAAACUCGGGGCCCUUUUGAACAUUGCCAUGGGUUGUGUGUCGAUUGGGCCGGAAGAUCGGCCUGUGAUGAGGGAAGUGUUGAGGAUGAUUAGAGAGAUGAGGGCAGAAGCCCAAGUGUCUUCGAAUAGCAGUGAUCAUUCACCGGGUAGGUGGUCCGAUACAGUUCAAAGCUUACCGAGGGAAGAACAUUUGAGUAUUUGAGUUGUUCAUUGAUUUGGGAUUUUGAAUUUUUUUUUUUUGGCACAUGAUUUUCAAAAUCGUAUUCUUCAACUAGGCAUUGCUAGAUUUUGUAGAGUCUGUUUGGUGUAAAGGUUUUCAUUCAAUUUCCUCUCCUAGUUAUUGUUUUAGCUGUUGAAGCCACUCUGGAGUAGUACAUUUCCAGUUUGCAGCUUAGAGCAUCUGCAAGCCUUGGCUUCGAAUUUUGAGGAUAUCAAAAUUUUAAGGCUUACAUGGCAAUUUAACAUGUUUGAAUUUGACA
Molecule: messenger RNA, 2885 nt
Organism: Rhododendron vialii
Lineage: Eukaryota; Viridiplantae; Streptophyta; Magnoliopsida; Ericales; Ericaceae
Product: inactive leucine-rich repeat receptor-like serine/threonine-protein kinase At1g60630
Exons: 2
Coding region: 599-2608 (669 amino acids)
Biological process (GO): protein phosphorylation
Molecular function (GO): ATP binding; protein binding; protein kinase activity
Source: RefSeq, a predicted model, not a curated record